CUGACGUAGAGCGGAAAAAAAAGCGCAAAAUUCGGAAAUCAUUAAAAAGCAAGCAUAAGGAAGUUUGAAUCAUUCGCGGGCGCGUGAUUGUGGGCUUCGAAAGUGAAUGCACUUGGCACCUCCGCACCCGAAAUCGGAUUCUCGAACGGAUUCUGAUUUAUCGCCGGCCGGUCUUUGUUUGUGCGUAUCUGUGCCAACCAGAAUGUGGGCGUGUCCGCCUCCGCCCCCGCCGCGCCAUAGAGUAAAGUGUUGCGAAGUGAAGUGCGAGAAUGCCCGCCCUCGAUUUCCGCAAGAGUGCUGUGAAAUCCUGUGAGCCACGAUUGUGAGUGCAAUGUGUCUUUUGUAAAUCAAGGAAAAUCACAUUUUAAAUUGCUGCGCAUUAGAACGGAUGCAGAUACAGAUACAAAGGCAGGGCCACUAGGAGGCAGCCAGGCAAGAUCGAAAGUCAAACGCCGUCAAACGUUGAUUGCGUCGUCGGCGUCGUCCUCGUCGUCCUCGUCUACCCACGAAACGUGGGAAAUGAAAAGAACGGAGGAGGACGUGAAGGAUUUGACUGAUGUGAAUGGAGUGAAAGAUGUGACCUGGCCGGGGUACCACCCCUUCCCUUGGAGGCUGGCACGUGCUAUUGUCUGCCCCCAUCUAUUUCAAUUUGAUUAUAUUGAAGAGCAUAUGAUGUAAUAUAUGGAAAUGUAAUCUGAUUAGAGGCUGGCUAAGCUGAGCCCCUCCCUGGAAUCGUGCUGCUCCAUGGAUUUAAAAACUCAUUAAUGUGCAAAGACCCUGGCUGCUGCGGUUGGCCUGCCAAAUAAAGCAAGAAAUAAGUUAAAACAUACGUUCUGUGCGGUCUGACUCGGUGGAAUAGAUCAAAUCCUGGCCAACUGGCGGAGCAGCCCAGUCACGUCCGCACCACCACAACUACUGCUCCUCCGGCACAGUGCGGUAUGCAAAUUCAACCGAGAAGACUUCAUAAAAGCAAUGCAAAUAAUUAAAUAACAGCGCAAAGAGCAAACAGCACGCAGCAGCAUGACAUGCUACUCGAGUCGGCGAAACUUGGAUUAACUAGCUGCGCGAAAUAAAUACGAAAUACGAAAUACCAAGCACCAAGCACAAAACACCAAAUACGAAAUCCGAACGCUAAUCCCAAACCAAUCCCAGCUCCGUUCCGCCCAGGUGCGACAUCCGACAGUUGCCGAUGCCCUCGCCCAGCGGAAUGUCCUGGCGGCAGCGGGAGCGCGGCGCGGGAGGAGCGCCAGGUGGACGAGGGGCAGGCAUCCUGGCCGGGAGCGGGAGGAGUCCGGGAACUGCCAGCAUACUGCUGGCGUUUCUGGCAGCUGUCAGCUUUCGUGGCAUGCGAGCGCCGCUGGCAGCCACGGCCACUCCGAUGGAGAAUGCCUCGCUAAUUGCCUCGCCUGCGACGGGGACAAGCACAAUGGGAUCGGCAGGAUCUCCUGUCCUGAUGCUGGGCGAUGACCAACAGCAGCAGGAGGACGACACAACCGUGGUGGAUUCGUGGAGCGACAGGCCGGACACUGCGACGCUAACAAAGGGUUUCUCGAUUCCCACGUACUUGCCGCCCUUUCCGGAAUUCAUACCAGCCGAUUUGCCGCACAUGUUGCGGAAUGCCUCCUCCGGAGCAGCUCCUCCCGCGGACAACAGCCCGUCCGGCAGUCCGAUGCCAUCUAAGCCCAACGAGCAGUCGCGUCUCCACGCCUACGACAGCGAACAAAAGGCACAGCAGCUGCGGCGCGAGAAGGAGCUGGCCAAGGAACGGGAGCUCCUGCCCCGCCGCCAGCUCAGCCUGCCCCCGCUGAACGCCACCGUCCAAGCUGGCCAACAUGCCUAUCUGCCGUGCAAGCUCAACCAGCACUCCGGAAAACCGCUCUCCUGGGUUCGGUUGCGGGAUGAACAUAUCAUUGCCGUGGAUCACACAACCUUCAUCAACGACGCCCGGUUCGCCACGCUGCUCCAGUCUUCCACCUCGACGACACUUGUAUCCGGAGGGGCCCUGUCCACCACUGCGACGCCCGCCGCUGCCCUGGGCAACUCAUCCGCCCACGCUGUUCCUGGGGGUCAGGAGAGGGGCAACAGCAGCAGCCUCAGCUGGACCCUGCAAAUCAAGUAUGUGAAGCUGGAGGACGCUGGCUGGUACGAGUGCCAGCUGGCAACGGAGCCCAAAAUGAGCGCCAAGGUGCAGCUGUUUGUGAUAACACCCCGAACCGAGCUAAUCGGCGAUCGGCAGCGCUUUGUGAAGGCCGGCAGCAGGGUGGAGCUGCACUGCAUCGUACGUGGCACCCUGGAGGCCCCCAAGUAUAUCUUCUGGUACCGCGGCGACCAGCAAGUGACUGCCGAAAACGAGGCCAGCGGCGCCCAGAGCGGAUGGUACACGCAAAUCGACCGGAAUAUCUUCGGCAGCACCGAGCACAAUCGGAACACGAUUGGUUCCCUGGUCAUUCCUCUGGUGCGCAAGAUUCACUCCGGCAACUACACGUGUGAGCCGGAAAACAGUGCGGCAGCUUCUAUGCAAUUGCACGUCCUGAGCGGGGAAUACUCCGCCUCCGCCAUAAAGUCGACUGCUGCUGGGCCCCACAGACUGGGUCACGGGUACACCAGUCUACACCAGUGGCUAAUCUUUCUUUUGGUGGCCCUGAACAAGACAUGAUUACUCCUCGGAGUCCUGGGAGAAGUCCCACCAUGAGAGCGCUGGAAUUAUCAUAUGAUCGGGUGUUUGUCUAAGACAUUAGUUUAAUCUCUAGGUAAAAUGCACUUUCAAGCGAUUACUUGUUUAUUCUGCUGAUAUUUCUUAAAGUUUAAGCCGAACUUUCCGAACAAAACCAAAAACUUUUUUAUACAAAUUCUAGACAUAACAAUGUUUUCUUUACUCUAGUAAUAGGCCUAGUUCACUAAGUAUUAAAAUAAGCCACUAACUUUGAGUAACAACCGUUUAUUUGUUAUUUGCGUAAACAAAGCCAAAGGCGUAUUGUUUUCAAAUGAUUGCAGAUUUUAUUUCUUCGUAGGAAUUCUUAAAAUUUAUUUAUCAACAUAUUUAUUAAGAAACUCUGUUUGUCAUUUGAAAUUGCACUAAAAACCACACAUUAAUUUUCCCAUUAAAUUGUAAAAAGAACAAAACUUGAAGAAAAGUGAACUAUCUUAGCAAACAAGUAUUUCAACUUUUAAGGAUGUAAAGCAACUGAUACUUAAUAAAGAACUAAUUGUUAAAAUCUU
Drosophila sechellia is the source of this 3219-nucleotide messenger RNA. RefSeq names its product defective proboscis extension response 16 (gene dpr16). Gene Ontology annotation, cellular component: neuron projection membrane. The transcript is spliced from 7 exons. The record is from RefSeq and is a predicted model, not a curated record. Lineage: Eukaryota; Metazoa; Arthropoda; Insecta; Diptera; Drosophilidae. Gene Ontology annotation, biological process: synapse organization. Bases 1190 to 2656 code for a protein of 488 amino acids.